GAGAAGCCCUGGAGGGGCUGCUUGGUCCGACAGUCCCCAGAGGCUGAGUCAGGGCGCUACCGUGACAUGCCGCGGAGCCCCCGGACCGCGCCGAGCUGGGCGCUGCUGCUGCGGUUGCUGGCGCUGCUUCGGCCGCCGGGGCUGGGCGAGGCGUGCAGCUGCGCCCCCGCGCACCCCCAGCAGCACGUCUGCCACUCGGCGCUAGCGAUCCGGGCCAAAAUCUCCAGUGAGAAGGUAGUUCCUGCCAGUGCAGACCCUGGUGACACUCAAAAAAUGAUCCGGUAUGAAAUCAAACAGAUAAAGAUGUUCAAAGGGUUUGAGAAAGUCAACAAUAUUCAGUAUAUCUAUACACCUUUUGAUUCUUCCCUCUGUGGGGUGAAACUAGAAGCUAACAGCCAGAAGCAGUAUCUCCUGACUGGUCAGAUCCUCAGUGAUGGGAAAGUCUUCAUCCACCUGUGCAACUACAUCGAGCCCUGGGAGAACCUGUCCUUUUUGCAGAGAGAAAGUCUGAAUCACCACUACCAUCUGAACUGUGGCUGCCGAAUCACCACCUGCUAUACGGUGCCCUGUACCAUCUCGGCUCCCAACGAGUGCCUCUGGACAGACUGGCUAUUGGAACGGAAGCUCUAUGGGUACCAGGCCCGGCACUAUGUCUGCAUGAAGCAUGUUGAUGGCACCUGCAGCUGGUACCAGGGACGCCUGCCCCUCAGGAAGGAGUUUGUUGAUAUCAUCCAGCCCUAGGAGGGACCACCACAUACCUUCAAGAAUCCUGAAAACCAAGUCAUUUUCCUUCCCUCAGAGCUCUGGCUGUCACCACCUGCCUCAUCGCUGCCAGACAAUGGGAAGUAACAAGUGGGUGGUCUGGCCAGCAUUAGGGCAGGGAUGGGGCAUAUUACAGCUUGUGUCCAAGACCCCAGUCCAGAACCUGUCAAGGGCUAGGGAAAGUAGCAUGACUGUUCUCUCCUGUCCUCAGCCCUUCAUCCCUGCCUCCCAAACCCUUUUAGCUGAACUGGUAUUUGUUAUUGAUUCUGGCUUAGUUUCUUUUCCAAAGCUAGGACUAUUCCUUUUUCUCCCCCGAUAAAUGUGCUUUCUUUUUGUCUUAACUGAUCUGACAGGGGAGAGAUGGUGACUAUUAUACACAUGAGACGGUGUGGCGGCCUUGUGAUGUACAAGAGCAGAAGGUGGCUUGACAGUAUCAUAAACAGGCUGAUGUGGAGAAAUGGAAAGAACAACAUC
Kogia breviceps (pygmy sperm whale) is the source of this 1236-nucleotide messenger RNA. RefSeq names its product TIMP metallopeptidase inhibitor 4 (gene TIMP4). The record is from RefSeq and is a predicted model, not a curated record. Gene Ontology annotation, biological process: negative regulation of endopeptidase activity; response to cytokine; negative regulation of membrane protein ectodomain proteolysis. Gene Ontology annotation, molecular function: protease binding; metalloendopeptidase inhibitor activity. NCBI's taxonomy places the organism in Eukaryota, Metazoa, Chordata, Mammalia, Artiodactyla, Physeteridae. Gene Ontology annotation, cellular component: extracellular matrix.